UACUUUGAACUCGGAGCCCUGAGUACAAGGCGCAACAGUAUCUGUUACCGUCCGCCCCCCCCCAUGGCUGCCAAUAUAACCUUUAUAUUUGCUGCAACUCGGCCCAAGUGCACCUGUGCUCGGGCCGUACAUUUAAACGCUUAGUACUCGCCAAUACAUAACAGUAAUUGAGAUCAGUGUAUUUGUAUGGACAUACUCGCACAUUACUCUAUGCUUAUUUCAUGUAGGGCACUCAGGGACAUGAUAACUUACUGGGCCUCCCAGGCCCUAGCAACAUUUCAUUUUAAUGCUCCUAACCUUUGGGUAUAAGCCUUUUUUCCUAAACAUGUACUAAAACAGCUUAACAGUUUGUGCUGCACUGGGCUCUCUAAACCUACUGAGGCCCCACAAUAGUUAGAGGAUCUUCUUCCUCUGUAACAGUGGCGUAACUAUUCUUCCUCUGUAACAGUGGCGUAACUAUUCUUCCUCUAACCGUGGCAUAACGAUAUUGAUGGGCGCCAUAACAAAUUCAAUUUAGGGCCCAAAACCAUUUCAAAGUUGACAAAUUCUACCAAGAUAUAUUAUCUUUUUUAUUAUUUGGCCCGCUACACUCCUGGGCAAGGUCUUUCUCUGUAGUUAUGCCCCUGCCCUAUAGCUAACCCACCAGACCACUGUGUGAGCUGCAAACCAGUCCACUUGCCCAUCCAAUUAUGUAAAGAUAGCCAUUUCAUGCUUCUCAAACUCGGGCUGGUGGUGGAUUUGAAUUAUCUUUACUGUGUUGGUGGAAGCAUUAGAGCAAAAGUAGCAAUUUACUCUAAGCAGCUUUUGUAGUUAAAAGUUUCCUACCAUACCAAGUCAUCUGUAGUCUAAAAUUGCCCUAUGUGUUAAUUGCUCAUUUUAAGUUUAUUUACAAGGAAAGCUUUAUUUGCAAAACAUUAAUGCUGCACAUCUCCCUGUUUAGCGUUGCAGGCCCACUGCCAUGCAUUAAUGUGCCGCGUGUUUAUCCCUGUGUUACUAAUGCCUUGCAUUGAUAUGGAGUCUCGUGUCUAACACAAACCUCCCAUUGUGGAGCACAGGAGCAUUGACCCUAUGUACAGACACACUUUGGGGAGUGUCCCCUCUCCCCCUUCAUGUUUUCCUCCUCCCAGGAAGCCUCCAGGAGCUAGGGGGUGGAGGGGCCCUACAGCUGCUGUAUUAACUAAUUCAGUGUCAGACCAUGUUCAGUGUGCAGCUGAGUAACCAGGAAACCUUAAUGAACUGUAAAUAGAUCUGGCAGGUCGUAUGCAACUUUUCUGAAGCUAUGCACUCACUGUGGAGGAGGUCUGAGCAGUCAUUAGAAUUCCCAGUUGGGUCAGGGAUUUGCUGUUUAAAGAUUUCUUAAAGGCUCUAAUAUCAAGGGUUCAGCUUGAAGUCACAUGGUGUUUUCCUAAGUCAUCCAACACACUAGACAACGCACAAGAAGUAUCUUGAAGUGUGGAGCCUGUGCCAUGUGGAAAAACCUGACUUUGUUAAGCUGAAACCCCCAAUAUCUUGUGACUUCCCUCCCAAAAUCCAAAGAUCUCUGCCAGAGUGUCCUUUAACGUCUCAGAAGGUGGAGGAGCCAGCACGUGUCCCCGCUCGCCUGCCCCACCGCGCCAUGAAGCUGCAAGCGGUGAUGGAGACCCUCCAGCGGCAGCAGCGGGCACGGUUGCAGCAGGAGCUGGAAGCCAGGCAGCUUCAGCAGGACUCCUCUGAAGGCCGCACACCACCAUCAGUAGGCUACCCUGGCAAUGGAAGUGAGGAAGCAGAGCCAGAGGCCUUAAAAAUCCAGCGGGCACAGGCAGCAGCCCUGGCUGCCAUGAGGGCAGCUGCUGCUGGACUCAGCCAACAGCCUAGUCCAGCUGCUUCUGAUGAAGAAGAGGAAGAUGGGGAAAGCAUGGCAUCUGAUGAGGAGGAUGAAAAAGAGAGGGAUGGGGAAAGUGAACGGUACCCGGAUAUGGGAUCAGAGGAGGAGGAUCUGAAGGGAAAAUGGGAUGAGGAUGAUUUUGAGGAUGAAGGAGAGGAAGAUGAUUAUGAGGACAUGGAGGAAGGGAUGGGAGUGAGUGAGGCUGGCAGGGUGGGCAAGGGGUCGACAUUGCCCCCCAAGCACCCUAAUCCACAGGCAUUUCCAACCCAGCGUUCUGUAGGAGCAGAGCGUGCAGGGCUCCCUCACACAGGACACCCCCAACUGCAAGAUCAUGGAGACUGGACAUAUGAGGAGCAAUUUAAACAGCUCUAUGAAUUGGAUGGUGAUCCUAAAAGGAAGGAAUUUCUGGACGAUCUGUUUAGUUUUAUGCAGAAAAGAGGAACCCCUGUGAAUCGGAUCCCAAUUAUGGCCAAGCAGGUCCUUGAUCUUUACAUGUUGUAUGUCCUGGUGACAGAAAAGGGUGGUUUGGUGGAAGUUAUUAACAAAAAGCUGUGGAGAGAGAUCACUAAAGGCUUGAAUCUACCAACUUCAAUCACCAGUGCAGCCUUUACACUGCGCACUCAAUACAUGAAGUACUUGUAUCCCUAUGAAUGUGAGAAGAGAGGCCUUAGUAAUCCCAAUGAACUGCAGGCUGCCAUUGACAGUAACAGGAGGGAAGGACGUAGGCAAAGCUUUGGGGGCUCCCUAUUCACAUAUUCACCAAGUGGUGCCCCAAGCAUGCUUUCAUCCCCCAAGUUACAAGUGUCUGCUCUGUCACUAGGGGGUGUUGCAACAAAUGGGAGCUCUCUCUCAUCCAUGCAGAAAAUCAAAAAAGAGGAGGACUCCCCAAUCUCUUUGACAGUUCCACCGCGAAUUCCAGUCUCCUUAGCUGGGCAUUCUAUGGUGGCAGCACAAGUAGCUGCUCAGGCAGCUGCUCUGGAGCAACUCAGAGAAAAGCUUGAAUCUGGAGAGCCCCCAGAAAAGAAAAUGGCAUUGGGUACAGAAGAGCAGCAGCGACUGCAGCGAGCCAUCCAGCACAAUCUCCUGGCAAUGACUGCACAGCUACCCAUGAACAUUCGCAUUAACAGUCAAGCUGAAGGAAGACAAGACUCUGCAGUGAACCUCACAACCAAUGGAACUAACAGUAUUAGCAUGUCCGUGGAGCUAAAUGGUAUUGUGUACACAGGUGUGCUCUUUGCUCAGCCUCCUACCUCAGCGUCUGGGACUAGCAAGGGGAGCUCCAACCGGACUGGCAGCAUUGGAGGAGGCAGCAGCACCUCGCAAGCUGCUCCCCCCCCAGCCCCCUCGGCGCCCACGUCUAACAAUCCUUCUCCCUGACAUUGAGCCGCCAAAUCUUCACACAGCUGACGCCAAAAAUGUUGGAAUUGUUCCUUGUUUCACACUCAGGUUUAUUACUCCGCGCAGGAGGGAGCUCCCGGAACGCAGUGCUGGGGUGUUUUUAGGUGGGGGCUAGGUUGAGCCAGCGCAGAAUCAGUCAGAAAUCUCUUCCCUAAGCGAAAAAAAACACAAAUACCUCAUUUCUUGCACUGCAAUUAAAAUAUAUUUUAUAUUACCUCCAAAACCACACUGCCUACCCCUUCAUCCCAAGCUGCGCUCCGGAAUCCAUCCACAUGCAAAUAUCUUUUUCCCUUUUAACUUUUAAUAUCUAAAUAGGAAAAACAAGGGGGGUAUGGAUUUUUUCAUGUAAAUGCCUUUUAUUCUGAAAAUCAAAGAAAAACUUUAAAAAAAAAAAUAAAAAUGGGAUAUUUCUGUAACCCCCACUCCCCCCCCCCCCCCCACUUUGGACUUACAAGAGGCACUGAAUAUCAGCAAAGUGGGAUGUGCCUAAGACGUCUCCCCAAUGGGCAUGUGAGUCCUGACAUUCCCACCCCUCCACAGACUCGGAAUGUUAUUGGGGGCAGCUGGGAAUGUAGAUCACUGAAUGUGUUUUUUGUUUUUUAUUUUAUUUUUGUGGUUGCCAGAAGAUUUGGGUUUCAGGCAGCAUCUGAACCUUUAUAGCCUCCACCAUUCCGUUCAAACCAACCUUUGCAAUAUUUAUACGGGUCAUAUCGUUUGGUUAAAAACCCGAGUACCAUGUCGGGUAGCGGGUUGUUCUUUGUUUCUGAUUUUGCAGUUAUUUUUUCUGGGGUUGUAUUACUUAAUCUGUAUUUAAGCCUCCUGCCUCAAGUUCAUCUUGAAUCCUGACGAUACAGGCCUUGGAGGAUGUUUGAGGUCUGCUUCUGUGGAGUGACAAUUGAGUGCAAAACAAUGUGUGCCAGCCAUUUUGGCUUGGACUUUUGUUAUUGUUCUCCCCACUUCCUAGUCACUGUGGGUAUUUGAGACAUCUGUGUUCUUCCCUUGAGAGACUGAUGUCCUACAGUAGGUGUAAAAUCUGACAGAAAAAAUAUCUAUACAGCUUAUACAGCCCUUAACUUUUACUCACCUCAUCAAAUAGGUCAUUGGUCAGUACUGCUUAAAAUCAAGCUUGUUUACUUACAACUUGAACAUAGGGCUAUUUUGUUAUGGCAACCUUCUAAAAUGGUGUUCCCAUGUGGAAAUUCAAACUUUGUAACAGGGGUAUCAAGCAUGUAACCAUCUAGCUGCCAAGGAAUGUUGGGAUUUGUUGGGAUUCAUGGCAUUACAUUUUCUGCCCUUUGAGACAGGUUUGUUAAAAGGUCUGUUUAGGAUAUUACAUUGCACAUCAUUUGUGCAGUCACCUGUUUUUUUAGCCUUGAAUCCCCAGAUCUUGCUCGACUACAACUGCCACCAUGCUUGGUUGAAGCAGCAACAUCCUGGCUCCCAGUGUUAAGAAACAGAGAAUUAAAGGGCCAUUGUUUUAUCAAAUAAGAUAACUUAAUUUUUUUACUAUAAGAAAGCAAUAGCCAAUCCACAAAUUAUUAUUAUUAUUAUUAUUAUUGCUUUUUCAUCUGAGGACUACCUUGUCAUAAACUUUUUUAACAUGAAAAUUGUCCAAAUGUCCAAACUGAUCACCAAGACCCCUCCAGACUGGCUGCUGCUUUUGCCUCUGUAGUGUGUCAUCUGAGCUGCCACUUAACUGGCUGGAAAUUGAGUGAAGGAUCAACAUUUUCAAAAGAUCCAAGUUUGCAUUGCACACCACCUAGCAAUCCAUAAACUUGCCUAGUAAUCUUGGUAGACAGUUUAACAGAGGCACACUUUUAAGUUAAGAAUAUAAAACAAGGCAAGCUUCUCUGCCUGGUUAUAAGCCAAGCCCCGUGGCUCUGUGUUCAACCACUGAAGCAGAGCAUUGGAUUUUUUCCAGGGGUGAAAGUGUGUGUGUUCCCUGUUAAUGUGCAAUACUUGAGCAGUUCAGUAACAUUUUGAUACAUGAAAUCACUGUGCCUACAAAGCAAAAUCAUGGAUCUAUGGUUCACAAUGCAUUUAAACAUGGCAAAUAAAGUGACAUUUUGUGAGGUAAUAUCAGUUUAGGGAGAACUUUUAAUUUAAAGCUAUGGCACAUGGAUGUUUUGAUCAGUGAUGUGACUUUCCGCAGAUUACCCUUCCACUGACUGCAAUGGGAAAUAAAGUGAGUAGGCCAUUGUCUACAAUAAUUGCUCAAAGCACCAGUGUGCGCAGUUGUGGGGUGUGGGUCACUUAAAAUGCUAGACUAAAGAUGGAUACAUGAUUGCAUACUUUCAUGUAAUUUACAUUGUAUAUACAUGGUCAUUCUACAGAACUUGUUUUUAAGCAUUACUGACCCCUAUUAAGGGCUAGCCAUCUCCUUCUCCCUCAUGCUAGUAAAUCUCUGCAAAAACACUCAAAAUAUGAAUUUCUACAAGUCACAGAGGCCUUAUUAUAUAGUCCCCGUCUGAGCAUAACUGCUGAAGAGGUAUGAUAGAGAAUUAGUUUCCCAAUUGUGUGUGCCCUAAUAAGGAGAGAGGGUGCGUCAUGUAGGGACUCUGUAACUCUCAGGGUGUGCGCUGCCCUACUUUCUCUCAUGUUCUCGCUGCUUUUCUGUCCGUGCCCUAAAAUUGGGUUUGGGAUAGUAAAAUAAAGAAAUAUUCUCUAUAAUAUAUAAAUAUAUAUAUAAAAAUAUAAUAUAGUGUGUAUAUAAUGACUUGCUCUGCAUGGGUUUGUGGAGGGGCCAGAUUAUAACUCAGGGGAAUAGAUUGUUUUGUCUGGCUUCACUUCUCAUACUGCAGGAAUGGGAUUUUGUCUGCUGCUUAAACUUUCACAUUUGACAGAUUAGAUAUUAGCACAUUGUUUUAUUUCUUAGGAAGGACAAGGGGUAAGUAGCUCUUGGCACAGGCAAGCUUCAGAACUUCAGCUCUGUUGGAAUAGUUUUACCCAGCUUUCCAUUUUUUGGGGUUCUGCAAGAGCUGGUGUGCCAAAGGUUGCCUAUGACUUGACUAGUAGAGACAUUUGGAUUGUUUCUGCUUAAACAUUUACAAAAAAAAAUGUUUAUUCAGCUUUUCAUUAAAGAAACACAGGCCUUCACAGCUGUAAAUCUAAUAAAGCUGGUAGUGUAAAUAUGCUGGCUUGAAGAGAAGUGCUAAAUUCUUAGAGCCUUAUACACGGCGAUGGGCGGUGUAAACAGUGUUUCUUUUCCUCUUUUUAUAACCAUUUUUCCCGAUAUGCCCUUUAAUGUAGUUACUUGUUUGUGCUACCUGUUCUGGAAACAAGCCUGUGUUAAGACUGUUUUUACUAGCGCGAGUAGUCAUUUUAAACAGUAUGAGUUUCACCAACCUGGUCAUUUUGUCAUCUUAAGGUGUGGGCAGUCCAUUCAUGUCCACCCAAAAUAAUGUAUUUAGAUAAAUGCGAUCAUAUUCUAAUAGCUUUCUCCCUGUCAGUGCCAACAUGGAUUCAAGUAGAUGUGAUGUUUUAGUGUUAAAGGGCAAACAAAUAUUAGUAGCUUCUGCUUCUGGCAAACCAGUUGAAAAAAUUAUUUGGAAGGCUUCUAAAGGGCUGUGACACACAUUAACUUAAGAAUGCAGCAGCACACUAAACUACAAUGACUGUAAAUACCUUUGCCUGCUGUCAUCUAAUUCCUAUUCAUGCACUUAUCAAAUGGCGCCAUCACUUCCAAGAUCCCUGCCUACUGGAGCAGCUGUUCAUGGUUUUGCGUGAGAGGUCUACGGCCAUCUUAAAUACCUGCGUGCCAUGAGCCUAAGAAACUGCUCGACUGAACUUUAUCCUAUAGCUCAAUCUGUGUCCACCAUGAAUUCAGAAUGAUCAAAACCGAUCCAAUUAAUUCAUCUAAAAAUCUGAUUACAUGAUAUCCUCUCUGGUCUCAUCAUCAUGUAGUAUGCACAGAAUCUAUAUGUAGUUAACCAGUUGCUUAUUUCUGAUUUAUCAACUGUUGAGAUUUUGUUUGUUUGUUUUUUUUGCGCUUAAACACAAAUUGGAGUUUUGGUUCGAAAACUCGAAUGUCUGCUAUUCAAGUGCAAAAAAACCCGAAAACUUGAAUGUAAAAACUAGCCUUCUAAAAGCUUGCGUGUUUCUAUACAAGUCGAUGGGAGUUGUCAUGGGCAAAGUCAAGCCAUAUUCUCAAACUGGAAUUUUUCAAGAUUUUAUAGCUCGUAAACUCUAAAAAUUGGAGAUAUUAGAUUUCCUUUUAUUCAAACGAGUUAUCCUUAGAAAAUAAGUGACCGUUCAAUAUACGAGUUCAUUCGAUUUAUAAAAACAAACUCCAAAAAUGAGCCCAUAAGAGUUGAAAGCUAUAGCAAUUCUGCAAAGAGGAAGUCACGUUUGGCAUAUUGUCUUAUAAAUGACUCCUUAUAUCUUCCCUUUGGAAAUAUGUGAAGCACCUUAUAAGACUAUGCAUAUUCAUGACUUUGGCCCCAAAAAAGUAAAUGUUUGCUUUCUUUAAAAUACGAAAUAUUUACAUAAAUUACGCUGCAUUUUUUUUUAAGUGCCUGUUCUUUGUGUAAAUGCACAUGGACAUUUCUUAUUGGUCCUUUACAAUUUUGUUUUAUUUUUUUUUUUUUUUUAUUAGCCACUGAAUGUAUUUUCGUAUGAAAACACUCCUGGUAUAUAUUUGUAUGCAAACAAGAAUUUGGAAUAAAUAUCAUAAUAAAUGUCAGCUGUGACUUAGGUCAUGUAGUUUUGCCAGCUGGAGCACAUGGCUGUGUUUUUUUUUUUAUUUUUGUUUCAUUACUUUAUCAUGGUCUAAAAUAGCUCACGCCCAGACAAACAUUCCUUUAUUACCAAGUGUAAGCGCCCAAUUGUAAUAGUUAUUCUUGUGUACUUUAAGAACCACCACAUGAACAAUCAGAAGUAAAGAAGGAAAGUGACGUGUGUUCAGUCAGCAGUUGAUAAAACAUACAUCUACAUGGGACUGUGUUCACUCAUCCAAUAUGUUCAUUUGUGUGAAGUUAUUGAAUCCGUGAUAGCACUGACAGGAACUGAGCACAGUGAUUUGAUAAGGCUUACUCCUUUCUUUAAUCCUAAUAAUGCCGAAAAAGGAUUUUCAUUGUUUGCCUGUGCAAACCAAUUGGCGUUGCUCUGUGUGUAGACACCCACUGCUCUUACACAAGUUAAAGCGCCCUACAUAGAUUACCUUAUUCUCUACACGUUAAAGACAUUAGCCUUCAUGAAGUAGGUGCAUCUUUUUUUUUUUUAAUCAGUUUACACUGGUCUUCAAUGUUUUCCCUGUUUUUGUAAGCAUUAUUUCUCAUAUGAUCAAUGAUUUGCAUGAAACAGGCUAUUGCUUUGCAUGCCUUCAGGCAGGCAGUUGCGUUCGUUAUCUGCUUAAUUUGCUAGCUGGGAUUAUUAAAGGGGCAAUAUAUAGAUCCGGUGUGCAACAUGAAUGAAUUAAGAGAUUUUCCUAGUUUUUUGCACCUAUCUGCUAAGAGAUGUAACAUUGUAGGAUUUACACUUCUCCCACCAACCUUUUUUUUUUUUUUAUAUAUAUAUAUUUAGAACAGUUGGGAGAGAAAACCUAAAGGUCCCCAUACACGGGGCACCAAUAUCUGCCCCUUAGACCGAUUUGGCAGCUAAUCGGCCCGUGUAUGGGCACUACCGACGGGCCCGCCCGACCAAUAUCUGGCCUGAAAUCAAUCGAAUUAGCCUGGAUUUUGUAUAGCGCUCAUUAUUUCUGGAAAUGUGGCAUUCCUGCAUUAAAAUAAUAUUGGGUUUUGUUGUGGUUUUUUUUUUUUUUUUUACACAAGAAAUCUGACUUUUAUACACAGCCUACAUCUAUACUUCUUGUGUUUAAACAUAGGUGUAUAUUGCCCCUUUAAUGGCUGACAUUAGUGGCUAUGAUUACGGUGAGCCACCUUUUAAUAAGGGAUGUUUUGACAAUGCUUUGUGUCUGACUGCUUUGAAAUAGAUGAAGCCAUGACUUAGGUUCAUUGUAUGUGUCCCAUGUAAAGGCAGCUUAUUGCAACACUAUGGAUUUUUAUCAGGAAAUUUUUGAAGGCUAAAUUAUGGGGAACUUUGGGGACUUGUGUCUCUGUAAUAAAAUGCCAUGUGUGCUGUAGCCCUAAGGUUGGUGAACUGGUAGCAUCAAUUCAUAUUAAAAAUAAACUUGACUAGUAAAUGUGUUUUUGUUUGGGCUUGGGUGGUUUUUCUGACACCUAUUUUCAAUUUCCAUCUUUAGGGUUGCCUAAGGGAACUUAUGAUCUUUUUGAAGGACUGCAUUCUGCCUUUAUAGCACCAUAGUUAGCACACAGCUAUAUUUUGUGAUGCAUACAAUGCCUUUUAUAGCAAUUCAUUGCUAAGCAGCGUUUUGUAUCCUGGCUAGGAGAACUUAGAUUUCAUGUGCACAUCUCUCUUCCUGCUUUCCCAGUUUGUAUUUUGUUUGUAUUUUAGGGGCUAAAAGGGCUGAUUUCAUUAGUUUUAGUAAUGUGUUAUGUAAUUAUUUUGUUUGGGUGAGGGAGAAUUCUGCUGAAUUUAAAAAAAGAAAAAAGAAAAAAAAGUGAAAUCCUAUGUAGGAAACUUUUCACCACCUCGUCCUGUAGCCUUGUUCAUACCCGAUUUAAUGGAAGUAGGGGAGGGGGGUAGGGAAGGGGGGUAUUCUCCUGUUCUGCAUACAUCAGGGCUAUAGAAUUUAGUGGUGAAGAAAACAAUAAACUGCAAAUCAUUUAGUUACCCCUUCUGCGCGAGAAGGACCUGGAACACUUUGUGCAGCAAUAUGUUGCAGCCCCUUCUGGAGCAAAAAGGGUUAAACUCAGGAAUGUCAUAUCUCUACCUCAGAACUCUGUGUGGGUAUCAACACUCACAAAGCUGGAAUUGUAUUUCACAGGUUUCUUUCUUUUGUUUUUGUUUGUUUUUUGUUUUUUUUUUCUUCAAUCCUUCAGGUUUUAAAGCCUUGUGAUUAUAAAUAUAUUAUAAUGUUGUAAAAACUAAAAUGGUAAAAAAAAAAAAAACCCUGAAAGUUUACAUUUUAUAACAUUAUGCAGAUUGUAUUUAAACUUCAGAAUAUUUAAAGAGGCAAAAAAAAUGUUGUAACUUUGAGCUGGAUGGAAAUAUUAAACAAAUUUCUUUUAA
Xenopus tropicalis (tropical clawed frog) is the source of this 10351-nucleotide messenger RNA. It is a transcript of the gene arid3a, whose product is annotated as AT-rich interaction domain 3A. Gene Ontology annotation, cellular component: nucleus; cytoplasm. The transcript has 9 exons. Gene Ontology annotation, molecular function: DNA binding. Bases 1616 to 3241 code for a protein of 541 amino acids. Lineage: Eukaryota; Metazoa; Chordata; Amphibia; Anura; Pipidae. Gene Ontology annotation, biological process: regulation of transcription by RNA polymerase II. The record is from RefSeq and is a predicted model, not a curated record.